AUGGCGCCUCCACAUCGGAAUGAGACAUUUGCUUCCGGGUCGGGUCGUCGCCCCUUUCCUUCGCGAAAUGAUCGCGAUGGUCGUAUGUAUGAUGAUCGUGAGCGAUCUCGUUCGCCUGACCGCGCACGCUCGCCUCGAAGACUCGAGUACUCCCGAGACCGAGAAUCUGGACAAGGCUACAGAAGCCAUGAUCGCGAUGAUUAUCGCCGUCGAAACUCGCGCUCAUCUCCUCAUAGGGGUAGACACGCAUACAGAGACCGUGACCGCGAGGGUUAUCGAAGCGCGAGCGGCAAUCCAAGCCGAAGUCGCAGCCCUCGCCGAGGUCAGCCCCAUAUGGGGCAGGUGAGUCGAGAAGUGAUGAUGGAUGGACUUCCGGCGGACAUGACAGAAGAACAUGUUGCAGCUGAACUCCGAAAUGCUUAUCACACCGACGGCCUAGAUAAAAUUAGGGUUAUUCGUGACCGAGAGACGAAGUUGUCGCGGCGACUAGGGUUCCUGCGAUUUCACACGAUUGACGCCUCACGGGAAUUUGUUGAACGCAACCAUCCUUACAUAUUCUUUUAUGGUCCUACCAACGACCGAAGUACGCAAGUGCGCAUCGCUUACAGCCGCGAGAGAGAAGACCGCCCUCGUGCAAGUGACUGGAACUGCAGGAAGUGUCUCGUUCUCAACUUUUCCACACGUACACAUUGUUUCAAGUGCAGUGACCCACGACCCGACAUGGAUCUUUCUGGCCCCGCUGGAGUUCCGGCUCCCAAGAUAGCUAACGAUGGUGACAAUGAUGUUGCCCCUGAGACUCAGCCUUCCCAGUUCCUCCUGAUCCGUGGCUUGGAGGCAUCUGUCACAGAGGAGCUUCUUGCAAAAGGAGUUUCCAAAUUGUAUCGGCCCUCCGGCAACAAUGACAGUGCCCCUGAUAAUCAAAAGAAGGGAUCAAAGGUAGCCUCGACCACUGGUGACAGCAACCUGGGGGCCCGUGAAGGCUCUCUGCGUCGCGUGCUACUUGUACGUGAUCGCAAAACCAAUGCAAGUUGGCGUUACGGAUUCGCAGAAUUUGCGGGAAUUAAGGAUGCACAAGAUGCAAUGACGCGACUCAACUCUUUCGAGAAAUUUACCAUUUCCUCUAAGCCGGUGUUGGUCACCUACAUCCAUGGCGGAGUGUUUGUUCCUGUCAUGAACGCCCCCUCCGGUGCUAGCUACUACACGUUCAGCCCGUCUAACAACCCCUCUCUGAAGUUGAUGUACUGGGAUGAUGAGGCAUACGUGACAGAACUGGUGCUGUCGACAACAGAAGACGAUGCCGCACAGGAGCAGAAAGCCAACAAGACAGCUUCCAACCACGGAGACGGUCAAGCCAAGGGCACAAAGGACUCUGAUAAAGGAAAAAAGAGAAAGGUCGAUGCCACAACCAGUGCCAGUACCAAGAAGCUUGCAAUGCCACCCCAGCUCCAAUUCUGGAGCGAACGUCACGCUGAGCUACAUGGGAUCAACAGAGAUGAUGCUGGAAACCCCGCAGAGAGCUCGAACUUAGCAGCUCCAACCACUGACUCUGCUGCCCCGGCUACUGAGCUUGCUGCCCCGGUGACUGACUCAGCUGCCGCACCAACUCCAUCAUUUGCCGACUGGGGCAAGCUCCGCUGCCUCUUGUGCAUGCAAGAUCUUGUUGAUGAGGGACAUCUCAGGUGGCACGAGUACGCCAGUGAUAUCCACCGCGAAAACAUGAAAGAUGUCAAACUGAGAAUCCUCGGCAUGUGUUGGUUGGUUAUUUAUGGUAUUAUUCCCAUGCCAACCCCCAACUACGAAGGCAGCAAGGACGCAUAUCGUGACGAGAUCGAGGAGCGAUAUUGGAUUCCGCCAUCACCCCGAUCCUUCGCCGACCAAAAGCGGAACUGGUGCCUGUUGUGCUUCAGCAAGUUUGAUAGCGCGGAAGAGCUCCACGCACACGACCGUAACAGUGAACACCAUCGGAAUGAGCUGAAAAAUGAAGAGGCCGUGAAGUGGGCCGAGGCCCAGCUUAAGAAGGCGGGUAUCGCCCAGGAUAUCGUGCAGGAGGCCCCCAAAGCCCCAGAAGCUCCAGAAUACCGAGACCGUGCAAAGGAACGACGCAAGGCAUUCGGAAGUGGUGACGCCAAUGUCCGCCAGCAGGCCCCCGCUCAAGAAGAAGAAAAGGAUGAGACUCCCGUGCAGACUACCUCGAUUGGAGCCUCCCUUCUCAGCAAGAUGGGUUGGACCGAGGGGUCUGGUCUCGGUGCUCAGGGAACCGGUGUGACCGAGCCGAUUCCCACUGAAAUCUAUGCCCAGGGUGUGGGACUGGGUGCCCAAGGAAGUCGCUUGGGCGAAGCUACAGAGGAAGCUGGGCGCAACACCAGGGGCCGCUACGAGGAGUUCCUGGAGAAGACCAAGGACACUGCCCGCCAGCGCUACGAGGACAUGGACCGUUCCUGA
Molecule: messenger RNA, 2442 nt
Organism: Penicillium crustosum
Lineage: Eukaryota; Fungi; Ascomycota; Eurotiomycetes; Eurotiales; Aspergillaceae
Product: putative G-patch domain protein
Exons: 7
Coding region: 1-2442 (813 amino acids)
Biological process (GO): mRNA splicing, via spliceosome
Cellular component (GO): nucleus
Molecular function (GO): RNA binding
Source: RefSeq, a predicted model, not a curated record